This is a messenger RNA of Brassica napus (rape), 2391 nucleotides long. Its product is annotated as sugar transporter ERD6-like 8. Gene Ontology annotation, biological process: transmembrane transport; carbohydrate transport. The record is from RefSeq and is a predicted model, not a curated record. Gene Ontology annotation, cellular component: membrane. The coding region runs from base 745 to 2208 and encodes 487 amino acids. NCBI's taxonomy places the organism in Eukaryota, Viridiplantae, Streptophyta, Magnoliopsida, Brassicales, Brassicaceae. Gene Ontology annotation, molecular function: sugar transmembrane transporter activity. The transcript has 18 exons.
UCAAGCUAAUAAAUUAACAAAUGUAAAAAUACUCUCCCUGACGCGUUUACCAAGACCCUCGUUUCUCGACGUCGGUGGAGCGGGAGCUCGCCGGCGUCGCAUCCGUUCCGUCUUCUUCAUGGUUUCUCUUGCUCCAAGUCAAAGCUCUCGUUCUGCUUCUUGUUUCGCCUUUACUCAAUCAUUUGUUCUGGAUCUGGGGAUAUCAAAACUGGAGAAGACCUUCAUGGUCUCUGCUUGGCUUUUGAAGACCACCGGACCUGCAUUCUCCACCGGGGACUCCCGAAAACUCGGUAAAAAGACCACCUCUCCCCACCUCGACACACACAAAGGAUGGCUCUCUCUCUGCAACAGAUCUGCAACUUGCUCCGUUUGCGCAAAUGGCACCUCGAUUCAACUCUUUCCCUUCUCUGAGUUCAACUUUCAGCUGCGCUCCAGAUCUGAGAGGACCUCCAUGGGGUGCUUCGGAACUGAGCUACUCUCAGAUAAAGCUCAAAGCUCAGAGAUAAAGAACACCUCAAGCUGCAGCAGUUCAUCACCUUCACGUUACAAACGGGACUCCGUAUUUCUCCGGAGUGGCUACUCAAUCCAUAACCUUCCGAUCUUACUGGUCCCCUCUCCUCCAUCUUGCGCCACCGCCCUUCAUCCCAGAGGCGAGGUGUGCCCUAACCCCACCGCACGCACGCUGCUUUUCGAGCUCAGAUCCGACGAGCGUGAUGCUGACAUCAGCCCUUCCAUUUCCUUUAUAUGGGCCAGGCCCAUACAAUUUUCAAAAGGGUAACUAAGAAGAAAAUGGCAAGAAGAGAAGACGAUAUGGAGAAAGUGAAAGACAAAUCUGAGCCGUUGCUGCUUCCGGAGAAUGGAUCCGACGUCUCAGAAGAAGAAGGAGCGUCGUGGAUGGUUUGUCUAAGCACAUUCAUUGCCGUUUGUGGUUCCUACGAGUUUGGAACCUGCGUGGGGUAUUCCGCUCCGACCCAGUUCGGGAUAAUGGAAGAACUUAAUUUAUCAUAUUCCCAGUUUUCAGUUUUCGGAUCUAUAUUGAAUGUGGGAGCAGUUCUUGGCGCUAUAACAUCGGGAAAGAUCUCUGAUUUCAUCGGUCGGAAAGGGGCCAUGAGGUUGUCUUCGGUGAUCUCUGCCAUCGGCUGGAUGAUUAUAUAUUUCUCCAAGGGUGACAUACCUUUGGACUUCGGUAGAUUUCUCACGGGUUAUGGUUGCGGUACCCUUUCGUAUGUGGUUCCGGUUUUCAUCGCCGAAAUUAGUCCGAGAAAACUACGAGGAGCAUUGGCUACGCUUAACCAGCUCUUUUUAGUAAUCGGAUUGGCUUCCAUGUUCCUCAUAGGUGCCGUCAUAAACUGGAGAGCUCUUGCACUAACUGGAGUUGUACCGUGUGUGAUUCUAUUUUUUGGGACUUGGUUCAUUCCCGAAUCACCUAGAUGGCUGGAAAUGGUUGGCCGCCACCGCGAUUUCGAAAUUGCGUUGCAAAAACUGAGGGGUCCUAACGCCAAUAUCGCAAGAGAAGCCGAUGAAAUCAAAGAGUACUUAGCGACUAUAGCGCACCUUCCGAAAACCACACUACUAGACCUUAUUGACAAAAAGAACAUACGUUUUGUCAUUGUUGGAGUUGGUUUAAUGUUUUUCCAACAAUUCGUUGGAAUAAAUGGGGUUAUCUUCUAUGCACAGCAAAUUUUUGUAUCAGCAGGAGCAUCUCCAACUCUUGGAAGCAUUCUAUACUCGAUCGAACAAGUCAUUCUUACAGCUCUAGGCGCAACGUUACUAAUUGAUCGGCUUGGAAGAAGACCACUUCUUCUUGCUUCAGCUGUGGGGAUGCUGAUUGGAUGUUUGCUCAUCGGAAAUUCAUUUCUUCUAAAGGCCCAUGGUUUAGCACUUGAUAUCAUUCCGGCCCUAGCAGUUAGCGGUGUCUUGGUCUAUAUCGGUUCAUUUUCGAUUGGAAUGGGUGCAAUCCCAUGGGUUAUAAUGUCUGAGAUAUUCCCAAUAAAUUUGAAAGGAACUGCUGGAGGACUUGUCACUGUUGUGAAUUGGCUUAGUUCGUGGUUUGUUUCCUUAACGUUCAACUUUCUCAUGAUCUGGAGCCCUCAUGGUGCAUUUUAUGUCUAUGGUGGGGUUUGUGUAUUGGCCAUUAUCUUCAUAGCAAAACUUGUUCCUGAAACCAAAGGCAAGACAUUGGAAGAGAUUCAAGCAAUGAUGAUGUAAAUUAUUAAAUUUCAAUAUGUAUUAAGUUAUACCAAUAUCUGCAUGCAAAUGCAUUUUAUUUUUAAUGUUCUAUUGGUUCAAAAUAUCGUAGCAGUGCUUUUCUACAUUUUCUUGCAUAUUCUAAGAAUUGUUAAGCUUUAUUUGUCUUGUUUUUAGUAUUUUCAUAAUUUUAUUAUUAAAACA